Molecule: messenger RNA, 2867 nt
Organism: Dicentrarchus labrax (European seabass)
Lineage: Eukaryota; Metazoa; Chordata; Actinopteri; Moronidae
Gene: ghrl
Product: ghrelin/obestatin prepropeptide
Exons: 4
Coding region: 2176-2499 (107 amino acids)
Biological process (GO): regulation of response to food; gastric acid secretion; positive regulation of growth hormone secretion
Cellular component (GO): extracellular region
Molecular function (GO): ghrelin receptor binding; growth hormone-releasing hormone activity
Source: RefSeq, a predicted model, not a curated record
UUUAAUAUAAGAUAGUAUUUAGUUCAAACAUUUCAUAUUAUGAACAAUGUUAUUAUUAACUAAUUAACUAUUAUUCAUUAAUGAGCCAAUUAACAUUGUUAAUUGCUGGAGAAACUAGAAUUGGUGACUAUUAAUAACUAAUCAUGUUCUUUUCCAUAUUAAUGUGUUUUAAGAUCUAACUAGAAAUCAGGCCAAAAUAUUGCCACAUGCACACACAGAGUAAACAAAUGUUCUAAUGUUUCUACCACAUAAUCACAGAGUGUCUGUGGGGAAUAUGAGUAAAUCAUUGAGUACUCUCGAACUAUCCCAAACUGCUCUUGCCUGAUACAUUUUUUCCUAUCCAGUCCUCUUGAAGUCUUUAUGACCUGACUCCUCUCUAUCUUGGAUGCAACUUUGUCUUUUAAGUAACCAUUAAUUGAACCGAGCGUUAUAGAAAAGGUAGAUUAUGUGGUAGUUAAAAGCUAAAAAGGUUGUGUAAUAUCUCUUUCCAGUUUAUUGUUUAUUGGGAUAAUCUUCAUCCUGGGAGAAGACAACAACCCGAUCUAAGCUCCCAGGCCUCCGGAUGAAAUGACCGAUCAAAUAUGUGCUAAAAUAUCUUGGAACCUCUUAUUGUAACCUUGCCCCUGAUGUUCUGGUGGAUCCGCCUCCUCGGGACAUCUUCUUCCUCACUCUUCCUCCUCCAACUCUGCAACUCUAAUACAUGAUGUUAGAUUCAGUCCUCUCGGCUGGUACACACAAAUAAAUAUAUCCAGCAGAGGUGCAGUUCCCAGCAUGAGAUUACAGUCAGUAUUAGAUCAGGUUAAGCUCCUCUGACCUGGACCUCAGCCUUUUGCUUCUUCUUUACAAGGGUCAGUGCUCCCGGGGGAGGUUCUAAUAGUCAAUAAUGGGUCUUAUUCAUAAAAAACACAACAUUCACCAUUCAAAAUGUUCUCUUUAAUACCUCUUAUCUGCUUCCAAGCCAUUUGAUCACACUCCUCAGUGUGUGGUAGCUCAGCUUAUGUGUACUGCUACAUAUGCCUUGUAGCAGUAUUUGAAUUGUGUCAGGCACCCGGGUAUUAUCCCUAUGUGAGGUGUCCAUCUUCCAGAUAGAUGUGCUAACACUCCUACAGUGUGUAUAAUGCGUGAACAUUUUGUACUAAAAGAUUGUAAGAUCAAUGAACACUGAAUGGAAAAUUAAAAGGUUGGGAUAAAGUUGGAAGACAUCACAAUUUCACUGAUAUCACAAAUUCAUUAUUUAUUGAGAGCUAUUAUUUCCUGAACUAUGGCUUAUGUUACAGUAACUUUCAAAAGAAAAACUUAUAUCUAAAUUACAUGUGGAGAAAGAGGUAGAAGUAUCGUAUCGUAAACGCUUUGUGAGUACCUGCUGAAUGUGUCCUACAUCGAGGUUGAAUGGAUUUGGAUCUGGAUCUAUUACAACCCAAUAAAAACAAAAAAACUAUCACAUCCUGCACACAUUCUCAUCUCAAAAUAAUUCAUAGUAACUGAUAAACUGAGUGGAGAACAAAUACUUAUACUCUGUUUUAAUUUAUUUUAAAUAUUGGUUUGUAGUCUGAUUUUAUAGCUAAAACAGAAAAAUAAUGGCAUGGCCUGUUAGUUUUACCACAUAAUCUUAUCAAAUAUCCGUUUACACUACAUUCACUUAAGGCAUAUUAAAAUAGUUCUUUACUGUUAAGCAGUGUGAUUGUUUAUUAUCAACCUUAAUAUUUAACUGUGCUGAUAUUGUUAGUGUUCUCUCUAAUUAAACACUAUCUGUCAUAUUUUCCACGUACAUUACACAUAAUAGCUCAAUAUUGGUAUGUUGCUGUAGUCGUGCAUAACAGGCUGAAUCAGUCCCAUUUAUCUGUAUCUCUAUGACAGCGAUACUAUUACCUCCAUCACCCCAUUGAAUACAAUAGGUGAUCAGCCGGCUACAACAGGUUGCAACAGAAAAAUGCCAACUUUGUUAUCAAUUUAAACAUUUGAACAGUCCAAUGCUGCCAGGAUAUGACAGCACAAGUACCUGUUACCAUUAUAUCGAAACAUUUUUUCAAACCAAAACGAAAGAGGAUGAAAGGUACAUAAAGGUAUGAAGUCAGAAGCUGAAUUCAUGUCGAUGUUCAGCAGCUCAACACAUUUACAUGGUAGACUUUGUCUACUGUCUAUAGUAGAUUGAACAGCUGAGAUCUUCCUUCCACCAUGUUUUUGAAAAAAAAUACCUGUUUGCUGGUGGUUCUGUUGUGCUCUCUGACCUUGUGGUGCAAGUCAACCAGCGCAGGCUCCAGCUUCCUCAGCCCUUCACAAAAACCUCAGAGCAGAGGCAAGUCUUCCAGGGUCGGCCGCCAAACCAUGGAGGAGCCCAGUCAGCCCACUGAGGACAACCACAUCACAAUAAGUGCGCCCUUUGAAAUUGGCGUCACUGUGAGAGAAGAGGACUUUGAGGAGUACGGUGUAGCGCUGCAGGAGAUCAUUCAGCAUCUGCUGGGGAACGGGGACACAGCAGAGACACCACCACAACUUUGAAGAUCAUGAUCACAAAUUUCUAAUCUUGUCUCAGUGCCUUUAAUAUUUAACUAUAUUAGAUAGUGAAAACAUGCUGGUCUCUUUCAAAUAUUAAUGUAUUAUUUAGCUCUUCAUUGUUACUCAGACUGGGAGCUAAUUAAGUUACAGUUUGUACCACUAAAUGUUAGAAACAUGACUGAUGUCCAGGCCUGCCAACUGUUUGGGUUAAACCAUGAAUGUCUAAAAUUUGGCAAAAUAAUUUGAACACAGGGUAGUUUUGUAGCGUUCAACCAAAUCCCAGUCUUCAUCAGUGGUUCAGCUGUCAUCACAUGACCCUUCUUUGUCAUCAGAGACCAACAUGUGCUCUUAAAAAUAAAGCAUCAAUUAAC